UUCGAAAUAAAUGGUUAGGUUAAGUGUAGUAUAGUACAAAUUUAAAAACCGUGCCAUGUAGGCCGUUUCAAAUCACGCGCUGCGCGAGUUAGUUGGGGUUCACACCCGCUAGGGGCGCAGCAAACAGUGUUUCGUUUAACAGCAUAGAAGAUGCUGUUCUAUAUAACCUCUGUAUUUUAUGGUUCAAGGAAAAGAAACUACUGAUUUUUUUGUUUUCUUCUGCAAGCUUCGCGUUAUUUGCAUGUUUCAAGCUCUUGACGUGAUAGGAAAUAUUGUGCUUGCCGCCAUGGGAAACAUUAAUGUCGCAACGACAAACACUACAAAACGCAAAAUUAGAGCCUUUUUCACUCUUAGUAAUGAAAGGAUAUAAUUCUGAGUAAGAUGACGGAAACACAUGUCCAUAUUGUUUUUUACUACUUGUAGCCAUUAUGAAAUCAUAUUAUCUUACGUUUCGUACAAGUGCUAACUUAUAAAAUAUUUACCACACUCGUACAUAAACAGUUAAGUCGUCAUCACUCGUCUCCAGCCAACCUGCUGUGUACCCACAAAACUCACAAAAAUUACUUUCAGGACUCUUCCGCACAAACAAAAGAUUAGCAAGAUCAGUUGCCAUCCAUCCUGCUGUGUACCACGAAACUUACAAAAAUUAUUUUCUUUUCGGAACGAUUUUUCUCUGACUCCACUUUUCUCAUAUUAUCGCGGAUGCCAUGUUGUUAAACAAUAACAAAUGCUGCUCAAAUGGUACAUUUAUAUGGGCACUAAAAUAUUAUACUGGAUUUUUGAACAGACAAAAAUCGUAAUAUGAAUUAUUUUCCGUACAAAUUACGGGAAAAUCGAAUAAGUUGGCAGAUAUGCAUUUACCAUCUCCCUCUGAAGUACGUAAAAAGGCAAAAAGAUCUUCAACUAUACAUAUCCACAUUCAAAAGGGCAAGACAUGCACCACUUUUCACCCACUGCAAUCUACUAUUCCCAAUUUCGACCUGAUGAAGAUGCCGAUGGGAAUGGGAUUUCUUAUAAAAUGCAACAAACUACUUCCAGCGGGGUAAAUGAAGCUCUUAACACAAAUGACACACCAGAGACCUCCAAGGCUAAUAAUUAAGCGAUAUCUCCUCAACAGAUACUUAAGCAACUAAGGGCCAACUCUGGAUAAAAGCCGUGAAUAGCUAUAGACUGAAUAAGCUAUUCGCUCAAUAUCUUCAUCCUCGUGUAUUACAAUCGCCGAAUAGUGACCAAAUAGCUAUUCGCAAUUUAUCUGAUGAUUUCGACACCUCUAGUGUAUUUUUUUAAGCGUUGGUAUUAAAAACCCUGCUAAGAUAGUGAAUAAUAAUGUUGUAGUGUUGCCAGUUUUGGUUAUUCCGACGAUUUUUUGUUUCCUUUUCUGCUAUCAUCUUCACUAUAUUAUUCAAUACAUAUUUGCGCUUUGUGAGGCUAGAUAUGGCUGAAUUAAAAGUAGCGAAAUGUGUGCGCUCCUCUAAUUACAGUAAAGAAGAAUGCACGAAGUUAGUUCAAUUCGUGCGCAUGUUCGAAAAUAAUUGAAAACAAUAAGACAGAUGCCGUAACCUGUACAGAAAAGGUAAGUUAACCUAUCAAACUAUUUUGUUAUAAAAGUGACGUGAUAAUAAGGGACCACAUUCAUUGUAUCCAAUUACCUAUAAGUUGUUUUAUUAUAAUUUCAGAAUAAAGCAUGGGAAGACAUGGCUGCCAGAUACAAUUGUAUGACAAUACAACAUUGGACUGUCAAGGAUUUGAGACAAAAGUGGGAGUCCUUAAAGAGGGAAGCGAGGAAAGAUGCCGCAAUGCAUCGCCAAGCACUACAUAAAACCGGAGGUGGACCAUCUGUGGAAAUUAAAGUUAAUCCUGCUGUGGAGCAGGUUAAGGAAAUACUUCAGCUCUCUGCAGAUGGAAUGGAAAGUGUUUUCGAUCGUGAUAGGAUAUCUGAUGCUGCACCAGUUCCAGCUCCAGAGCAGGAAAACAUGCCAGCAGUAAAGGUGGUAUGCAUGGGACCAGAUGUGACUGAAGUGGAUGGCAAAGAGAUUUCCUGUGAAAUGGUUGAAAUGCUGGAUAUCGACAUCGAUGAUCGUGAGACCUAUGCUCAAGAAAUGUUUGAAACAGUUCCAGGAGGAAGCAGUGACUGGUCAUCAUACAAGUCUGCGAUGUUGAAAUCUGCCAAAAAUAAGAAAUUGAAAAGAAAGAUAGCUGCAGUAAUGUGAGAAGAGGGUGAACUACCACCUGUAAAUGGUACCAGCCACACCCAAACAGCAAAAUGCAUGGCACAGGAGACACGCAGAUCAGCAACAGUCUCUUUAAAUGGGGAGCGGCUCAGUGGCUGGGCCACUGAAAAGAAAAACCUAGCCUGUUUGCAGCAACAGCUGCUGUGGAAAGAGCAUUGCACAAGAGAGAAACGGGAGUCAGAAAGGCAUGAAAUAGAUAUGCAGCUGAAGAAAAAAAAAUUGUACUAUUAGAGACUGAGUUGAAAAUCAAAGAAGCAACUUUAAUUGAUUUGACGAGAAAAAAUUCAAUAUUAUAAUAGGUUUACUGGUCUAUAUAACACAAUAAAAGUUAGGCCAAUCUUGUGUGUAUAUAGUUUAAUCAGUAAAUAAUAUCAGAAUUAUAAUGUUUUAUUACUUGUGUAUUGUAUCCGAAACAGAAUAUAACCGUUUCCAAAAAGUGAACUCUGAAGACUAGGCUCUAAAAAAGCAUACAUAUUAUGGUUAUGGCAUUCAUGUACAU
This is a messenger RNA of Bacillus rossius redtenbacheri, 2730 nucleotides long. RefSeq lists its product as uncharacterized. The coding region runs from base 1695 to 2210 and encodes 171 amino acids. The record is from RefSeq and is a predicted model, not a curated record. The transcript is spliced from 6 exons. NCBI's taxonomy places the organism in Eukaryota, Metazoa, Arthropoda, Insecta, Phasmatodea, Bacillidae.